AUAUUGACGGUAUCGACGAUUAUAUAGGUAUAUAGGUGUAGGAUUCUACAAUUCUAAUAAUGGACAUUUAGUAUUUCAGAAUUUAGUAUAUGUCCGUUGCUCGCCACGAUCAAACAUCGUAAUUGUGUGUUUUUUUGUUAAUUAUAAAUUUAUUGUUUUAUAAAAUGAGUACUUUGGGUGAAUUAUAUAGAAAAAUUUUUUUUAAUGACAAAACUUGUAUACAAUUUUUAAAAGAUUGUGAAUUAUUACCUAAUACAAAAUUGUGUACCAAAUUAAAUUCUAUUGGUGAACAAUGUGGUAGUGAAAUGAAAGAAACUUUUAAAAAAAGCCAGAAACGUGAUUUAAACAGAGAUGUUAUUGUAACAAAAUAUUUACGACAUAGUUUUUUUAUAGUUGAUAAAAGAGAUCGUGAAAUAUUGCUUCCUAUAAUUAUCCAAGAAAUAGAACCCGAAAUAACAAUUUAUUCAGAUGAAUGGCGAGCUUACAAUUCAUGUACAGGUGCUCAAACACAGACUAUUGAAUGUUUAUGGAAACACAUGAAAGUGAAGUAUGAAAUUAGAGAUCGUGAAGCGACCAAUCUUCUUGAAGACAACUGCAAGAAGAGUGGUGGAGAUCCGUCAAUCAAGAAAAUAUUUUUGAAUGUUUUUACAAGAUAUAAAAAAAAAACAUUUUUGUAAGAAAUUAAAGAAAUAUGAACAACUGUUAACAAACAGGCUAUUUAAAAUGGGACAACUGUCAACCAGCAGGCUAUUGAGCAGGUUAGUAACGCAAGUUUGUAGAUUUGUAUAUAUGGUUUUUUUGGUAGAUAGCAUAGGACAUGUGUACAUAGAUUUGUGUAGAUAUCAUUUUUUUGGUAGAUAGCAUACGACACGUGUGCCUAUUUAUAUAAUCAAUCAUAAAAUGUUCUACUUUUUAUUUUGCUCAGUUUAAGUAUAAACAC
This is a messenger RNA of Rhopalosiphum padi (bird cherry-oat aphid), 940 nucleotides long. RefSeq lists its product as uncharacterized. Lineage: Eukaryota; Metazoa; Arthropoda; Insecta; Hemiptera; Aphididae. The record is from RefSeq and is a predicted model, not a curated record. Bases 165 to 677 code for a protein of 170 amino acids. The transcript is spliced from 2 exons.